This is a messenger RNA of Linum trigynum, 420 nucleotides long. The record is from the annotation of a GenBank genome assembly. NCBI's taxonomy places the organism in Eukaryota, Viridiplantae, Streptophyta, Magnoliopsida, Malpighiales, Linaceae.
AUGACUAAGAGUAGCAGACAUGCAUUGUUCGAAGGCAUACUCUUCCUCUUGAUGAUCAUGUUGUUUGUGUCGGCGGUGCAUUCAGCUUGUUCCCCGCCUCUCAGGCUUGGCUUCUACAGGCGCUCUUGCCCAGCAGUGGAAUCCAUUGUGAGAAGAACUGUGAGACGGACAGUGUCUCUCAAUCCCGGCAUCGAGGCUGGGCUCAUAAGGUUUCAUUUCCAUGACUGCUUCGUCCCGGGUUGUGAUGGUGCUGUAUUGCUGAAAUCCCUCGCCGGUGGCCCGAAAGCAGAAAGAAGAAUCGAGCGCAUCUUCCAUAACACCGUCUCUUGUGCUGAUAUUGUCCUGGGUUGUAGUAACCGGCGAGCUCAAUUAGUACGAUAUUGUCCGCUUUGGGUCAAGCCCGUACGGUUUUACAAUUAG